UGUGUGUGUGUGUGUGAAGAGAAGUCCCAGCAGAUUGGAUGGAGACAAAACCAGCUACGUAAUUUACAGGGCCUGGUGCAAAAUGAGUGUUCGGCCUCUUGUUCCAAACUAUUGGGAAUUUCAAGACAGCAACAGCAGAGCCUCCGAACAAGCUCGGGCCUUGCUGAGUGCAGAGCACCCGUGACUCCCCAGAUCGAAUGCCCAUGAAGCGGUCCCGGUUAGAGCACCUUCUGUGUCCCCUCAGCCUUCUUUUGCUGCCUUGAACAAUCCUUAAAUCCCCGCCUGCUCACUCCCCAUCCAGCUCCCAGGGUGACCUUGAUCUUGGGAGUGUGAGGCACCCACCAGAGCCCGCGUGCCCAGCAAGGGCUGGUGGUGCCCUUCUUUCCCUCCUGGUGUUGCAGUCUGGGCCUCACGGGGGGGGCCCAGACUCCAUAAAGUGUCUCCAGGCUCUUUGCUCAAAAUGAUCUCCUGAGAACGUGCGGUUGCCCUCCCAGGCCCCCCUUGCACCCCCUGCACCCUGGGGCCCUGCCCACCACCCUGGGGACUUGAGGGCUCAGGCUCCUCCCCGGGCCCCCAGUGUGGCCCCAGCAGUUGUCAGGAAGCAGACACAGGGACGAGAAGGAGGCACGCAGUUUUUGGGGUGCCCCAUUGCCCACCAAGCGCGUCAGUGGGCAAGCCACCUUGCCUCUUACUUCCUUCGGUCACAUGCCAGCCUCUUCACUCCUUCCCACUUCCAGGGGACUAGGUGUUCGGGGUGACGAAUACCGGGGAGCCACAGAGCCACUAGGUCAGUUCCCUGGGCCACAGAACAACACCCAUUCCAGGGACUGGGAGUCUGUCGACAAACGUCCACUUGCAGAAGGGGCUUCCUGGUCUUGGGGGUGCAGGGCCAUUCCUCUGGGUACAGGUUUUGCGUUAUGCAAUCUUCUCAGAGACCCACCUGCCCUUGACACCUUCCCACUGACUCCACUUCCCCCUCCUCUGGGCUCCUGGAAUGGCAUGAUGGCCCCACCUCAGCCAGGCAGCUGUGACGAGAGGUGUUGACCCAGCUGCCUCUGUGCUGGUUCACUGUGUCAGGUGGAAGAGACUGACACAGCCGCAGGGACUAAGGGUCUUUCGGCAUGGUCCGGGACCCUGGGACCAUCCAUAGGCAGGACUGGAGCCCGGGGCCUCUGGAAUUCAGCCAGGCACUGGGUGAUCGGUGGUACAGGCGGCUGGUGAGAAACAGGCUCUGGGCAAGGAAAAACAGCCCAGAGCCACAGGUGUGCCGCUGCUUCUCGCUCCUCUCCUGUGUUCAUCUCUCCUGUUUGGUGAUGGUACUCAGCCAGGCCUGGAGCCCAGCAGAGAGCACCUGCUGGCCCCAGAGUAAGUUUCUACGGGGCCUGGAGACAGACGUGCAAGCGCAUGAGACGGACUUGUGAACGGACCAGCACAGCCAACGCACGGCUCAACGGGGAGCAGGCACACCAGCGAGGGCCAGAGUACAGGGCUCCAUGGAGGGGCGACAUCUGAACGGGGUCACACAUGUGGGCCCCCCAACAGCUCCGGUCACCCUGCACAGGCCCGAGUCAGGCUCCAGCCCUAGGACUCCCAGAUCUGCCUUCUGGGCAUCCAUGUGGUGGCCCGGGGUGGCCCUCCACCCUCCCACACCCUCCCCCUGCAAGAGGUCCCACAGCCAACCUCCUCCAUCCAAAGCCUUCCAGACUCUCACCACUGGCUUUGCCAACAUGGUGGACGUUUCCCCCUCUUGGAACACAAAGGAGUGGAAUUCCCUGGCUGCUCUUUCCACGAAUGACUGGGUGAGGGAAUGGACUACAGCACCUGGGGAAGGGGCUCUUGGAAGGUUCCCGGAAGGUGAGAGAGGAGGAGCCCAUGGUGUGGCCCACCCAGAGCUAGAGCAGGAGCCCGACUCCGGAUUCUGGACCCCACUCCCAUAAGCGCAAGAUACGCACCAGCCCACUGCAAGGCCCUAAUGUGGGUGUGCGGGCCAAGGCUUAGCCCGCAAACACGCUGACUCUGAAUUAGGUGUGAUCAACGAGGGAAAGUUACUCUAACAAUUGCGUUCAUGGAAAAUGUGUGUGUCCCCUCAUUUGAAAAUCGAUUUAUUUCUGGACAUUCUUGAUUCUGGGACUCUCUUCCACCUCCCUCUCCAGAGAAUCUUACGGGAUUCUCUACUUGGUUCAGAACGCACGAGAAACACCUAGCCCUCGCCACACGGAGCAGAAGCGCAAUAAAUGUAAGCUCCUUUCCCUUAACCACUCAAAGGGGUCACUCGAGGUUGAUGCAAAGGGGCUUCUCCAGUCUAGAAGCUGAUGGGCCUCUGGUCCCUGCCACUCCCUUCCUUCUCCAGCUGAUGACAAACACCUGGAUAUCGUAACAUCCCCUGUUGUCCUCAUCUGUUAUUCUGGGACAUAGGCUGGGAAGGGUACCUGAGUAGGGCCCCUCUGACCCAGGCUGGCCUUCCUUGCAAUGUGGCUGGCAGGUACCCGUCCCGAUGACGAAUGCAGGAGGGUGAGGUACUGAUCCUGCUAGAUGGACAGGAUGCUGGCAGGAGGGUAGGAGGAGCAGGGCGGAGCUUCCAGAACAAAGGCAAAUGGGGAGCCCUGGGGGCUCAGGCUAGGCAUCAAAAAGGCUCUGCAGAGUGAGCAGGCUACAGCAGCUCUCCGUCUCUGCACCCAGCAGCCGGUCAGACAGUCCUCACCUGUUCCCUUCUGCCUGCCCAUGGCGAAUACCGAGCAACACUUUGCUUAGAGAGGCCUCGUGUCCAGCGUGAUUGCACCGACGCUGCUCUGUUGCUUUCUCUGCCUGGUGUGGGUUGCUGCUGCAGUUCCAGAGGAAAGCAGAGGGAUGGCCGGGAGUGCAGCCAGGAGCUGGGAGGGCCACCGGGAGCAUGCCUUUGUCCUGGAGCCUUUUGAUGGAGCCAAUGUGGCCCCGCACCUCUGGCUGAACCGCUUUGAGGUCAUCAGUGACCUCAGCCAUUGGGACCACGCCACCAAGCUGAGGUUCCUGAAAGAGUCCCUCAGGGGAGACGCCCUGGAGGCCUACAGUGGACUCAGUCCUGAGGACCAGGGGGAAUACGGGGCUGUGAAAGAGGCCCUCCUGAAGACCACUGGGGGACCCGGGGCGGCCCACAGCUACCAGCCCAAGGAGAUCCUCUUUGCCAACAGCAUGGGUAAGGGCUACUACCUCAAGGGGAAAAUUGGCGACGUGCCCGUGAGUUUCCUGGUGGACUCUGGGGCCCAGGUCUCCGUGGUCCACCCGCGCUUGUGGAAGGAAGUCACCGGUGGCGACCUGGAUACCCUGCGACCCUUUGAGAAUGUGGUGAAAGUGGCCAACGGGGCUGAAAUGAAGAUCCUGGGUGUCUGGGAUACAGUGAUAUCCCUGGGCAAGCUGAAGCUGAAGGCGGCUUUCCUAGUGGCCAACGCAAGUGCCGAAGACGCCAUCAUUGGGACCGACCUGCUCCAGGACCACAACGCCGUCCUGGACUUCGAGCAUCGCACGUGCACACUGCAAGGGAAGAAGUUCCGCCUUCUGCCUGUAGGAGGGUCCCUGGAAGACGAGUUCGACCUGGAGUUCAUAGAGGAGGAGCUCUACUCAGAGGAGGGGCGGCAGCAGCUCCCCUAUUGAGAAGCCCCCUUUGUCUCACCCCCCAGAUACUGGCGGGAGGACCCACCACGGUGGAGGGGAUGGGCACAUAUCCUCAGGGGUCACUCGGCUUGGCCAGCCCUCUUACACCCACCCUUGCCUUCCUGCUCCUCCUUUGCAGGGCCCUUAAUCUGCCCCUGAUGGGGGAGGCUUCCAUGGGAAAAGGAACAGGUGAGGGAGAGCAGGCUGGCUUUCUUGGGGGCGGUGGCGGGUCCUCGUGGCUGUCAAGCUGCUGCUGGUGGCAAAGACUCGGAGGCUAGAAGAAGGUUCCAAGAAGGCUAGAAAUGAUUAUCUUUGGGAGAGGACUGGGGGACGCCUUCAGGUUCCCUGAGAUGUGGCUCAGUCACCUUUGGGCCCAGGUAGCCUGUCUCGGCUGGGCUGGGUCCUGGCUGCAGGGUCCUUACAAGCAAGACCCAGCCCUCAUGGUGUGGGUCACAGCUGCCCUGGGGUUCUUCACUGUUGGGUCUUCCCACCUGCACAAUGUGUGUUUCUUUCUGUGAUUUGCUUCGAAACCCAUUGAGCCUUGUGCCAAUAAUUCAUUACUUCAAAAACCAAUAAAGGUUGACUCAUGG
Aethalodelphis obliquidens (Pacific white-sided dolphin) is the source of this 4217-nucleotide messenger RNA. RefSeq names its product aspartic peptidase retroviral like 1 (gene ASPRV1). Bases 2848 to 3627 code for a protein of 259 amino acids. Gene Ontology annotation, biological process: proteolysis. Gene Ontology annotation, molecular function: aspartic-type endopeptidase activity. The transcript has a single exon. Gene Ontology annotation, cellular component: membrane. The record is from RefSeq and is a predicted model, not a curated record. Lineage: Eukaryota; Metazoa; Chordata; Mammalia; Artiodactyla; Delphinidae.